Molecule: messenger RNA, 847 nt
Organism: Morus notabilis
Lineage: Eukaryota; Viridiplantae; Streptophyta; Magnoliopsida; Rosales; Moraceae
Exons: 1
Coding region: 179-622 (147 amino acids)
Source: RefSeq, a predicted model, not a curated record
UAUCUUACUAUCUACUUUUCCAUUAUUGUAGAAGAAAACCAAUCAAUCCAAAGCAGCCGUCCAUUUUUACACGAUUCUCACCCCACUCACACACUCUCUCUCUCUCUCCUAUCUCUUUUCUUCUCCACAUUCUCUCACUCUCAGAUCCCUCAAACCAAACCAAACAAACACCAUAUCAAUGGAGUCUCUCUUCUCCCAGUUCACCCUCCUCUCAAGCCAAGCCCUCUCUGACAAGAACUUCGACCCCUUCGCCAUCGAAGAUCUCAUGAAGCUCUUCGAGGUCGAAGCCUACAAGUCCUGGGCCGCCAUGGAGCUCCACCUCCAGCAAGAAGCCGAGGACGCCGAGUUCGGGUUGCAAGAGGCCGAGGACGAGCUCAAUUCCGCCAUGGAAGCCGCCAUGGAGGAGUUCCGGCUAUUCGAGGAGGAAAUGGAGCGGAUGGAGAAGGCGGAGCUCAACAGCCUGGAGGCGACGGCGGAGAGCGAGAGGAGGAUGGGGAAACUGAUGGAGAAAGCCGCCACUGUCGCCUCCAAGAGGUACAUCGAGGCCGCCAUGAACUCGGCCGCCGCUGCGAUGAGAUCGGCGUGGAAGGGGAUUUCGUCAAACAGAGUUCAUCCUUCUUGAGAAUUCAGAAUUCAGAUUUGAUCUUCAAUAUCAUCUGCUUAUGUGGUUUAAUGCCAAGCUUCUUCAUUUUCUCUUUAUCUUAAUUAAUUUAAUAAUUUAGGUUGAAGGUUCUUGUACUGAUAUGGAAAAGUGUAUACGUAAAACGAUGGUUUCUAUGAAGAAUUAAAUCAAGAAAAGCAAAAGCUAUGAUCUAUAUAUACAUUUCAGAGUGAAAUUUUCAUCUAA